Molecule: messenger RNA, 6077 nt
Organism: Larimichthys crocea (large yellow croaker)
Lineage: Eukaryota; Metazoa; Chordata; Actinopteri; Sciaenidae
Gene: wwp1
Product: WW domain containing E3 ubiquitin protein ligase 1
Exons: 25
Coding region: 299-3190 (963 amino acids)
Biological process (GO): proteasome-mediated ubiquitin-dependent protein catabolic process; protein ubiquitination
Cellular component (GO): cytoplasm
Molecular function (GO): protein binding; ubiquitin protein ligase activity
Source: RefSeq, a predicted model, not a curated record
CUCAGAGGGCUAACUCUCGCGUCCCGUGUUAUUACACAGCAAUAUUUGGGGUGGCGCGCCUGUCGCCCGUUUGUUUUGCUGGUCGGAGGCUUCUGCACAGAGAUGGCAAGAGAACCGUAGCUGACUGCGGGGCCUGUACGGUUGGGCAUUUUACCGAUAACCGUAACGUUAGAGGACCGCAGAGACACGGAGAGUAACAAAGGAGUGGGACAGCGGACAAGGAAUCAUGGGACACGGAGUGGGCUGAACCAGAGGGUCUAGCAGCACACACCAAUAGUUCCCCACUGUGGUGUAUGACAUGGCCACGGCCUCAUCUAGAGCAGAGUCUAGCCAUAACCACAGAGGAACAUCACAGCUCCAUGCCAUUGUUUCCUGUGCCAAAAUCAAGAGGAAGAAGAGCCUGUUUGGGACUGCCAUUUAUGUGGAGGUGACAGCGGAGGGGGAGUCGCGCCGCACGGUGAAGUCUCACAGCUCCUCCAGUCCUAAAUGGGACGAGAGGCUCACUCUGAAUGUAACACCACACACGCAGGUGGAUUUCAAAGUAUGGAGUUACCACACCCUGAAGGCGGACGCUCUGCUGGGGAAAGCCACGCUAGACCUAACUCAAGCUUUGGAGCAGCAUGACAGAAAAUUAGAGAAUGUGAAGGAGGUGCUGAAACUGAGCGUGGAGCAGAAGGGAGCUGUGGUUGCAGCAGGGGAGCUGACUGUCUAUCUCGAUGGCCUGACCGUAACUGACCAGGAGGAACUGGCACCGCUUACCAACGGCAAUGCAGCAAAUGGCACCAAAGUCCAACAGAAUGGUGACGCUAUCCAUGAAAAUGAAGACUCCUCUUCCUCUUCCUCAAGGGCUGCAAACAGCUCAGUGAAUGGUACAGACUUGGUCCCAAGGUCAGGUUCCUGUUCAGCCUCCAAUGGCCUGGAUGGUCAGGUGCCUUCCAGCUCCUGCAGCCCUGCCCUUAGUCAUGUCGUCAAUGGAGACACCACACCCAACUCAACCCCAGUCCAUCAACCCUCAGACAGUGACACAGAGAGUAGGACGGUCAAUGGGGAGUCCUGUGAUGCUCCUCUGGGCCCAUCGUCUGCUACAACAGGUGAUGUGCUGCCCCCUGCAGAUGACCACGAGGACUGCACUCAAGAUGCCACCCUGCCAGAGUCCAACACAGCACCAAAUAGCACAUCUCAACCCCUGCCAACCUCCACACAGGCUCCAGCCUCUUCCUCCUCCUCCUCUUCCUCUUCUGCUGCUGCUAAGCCUACUGAUGGCGCUGCUGCUGCUGCUGCAGCUCCCUCCACAUUGACUUCCCCAGCACAGGGGGCCACUGCCGUUACAACCUCUUCAUCGUCGUCCUCUCUCUCCCCAGCAUUAGGAGAAGCAAAUGCUUCAGGUGGUGCUGGUGGAAGCAGUAGUAACAGUGUGACUGCAGAUGGGGCCAAGCCCAGGCAGCAGGCCCCCAAUGCUGGAGCCGCAGAUCCUUUACCACCAGGAUGGGAGCAGAGAAAAGACCCACAUGGGAGAACAUACUAUGUAGACCACAACACCAGGACUACUACCUGGGAAAGACCACAGCCAUUACCACCGGGUUGGGAGCGCAGAGUGGAUGACCGGGGCAGGAUCUAUUAUGUGGACCACAACACUCGCACCACCACAUGGCAGCGUCCCACUAUGGAAUCGGUCCGCAAUUUUGAGCAGUGGCAGAGCCAACGCAGCCAGCUGCAGGGAGCUAUGCACCAAUUUAACCAGAGAUACCUCUACUCUGCAUCCAUGAUGUCUGCUGAGAAUGAUCCUCUUGGCCCACUACCUCCUGGUUGGGAGAGGCGUGUGGACUCCAAUGACCGAGUGUACUUUGUCAACCAUAACACCAAGACAACACAGUGGGAAGACCCCCGAACCCAAGGGCUACAGAAUGAGGAUCCUCUGCCUGAAGGUUGGGAAAUCCGAUAUACAAGGGAAGGAGUUCGCUACUUUGUGGAUCACAACACCCGAACUACCACUUUCAGCGACCCCCGCACUGGAAAGUCCUCUGUCACCAAAGGCCCUCAGAUUGCUUAUGAGCGCAGCUUCCGAUGGAAGCUUGCCCACUUUCGCUACUUGUGCCAGUCCAAUGCUCUCCCUAGCCAUGUGAAGAUCACAGUCUCCAGACAGACAUUAUUCGAAGACUCUUUCCAGCAAAUUAUGGCCCUGAAGCCUUACGACUUGAGGAGAAGACUAUAUGUCAUCUUCAGAGGCGAGGAGGGUUUAGACUAUGGUGGCUUAGCCCGAGAGUGGUUCUUCUUGUUGUCCCAUGAAGUGCUGAACCCCAUGUACUGUCUGUUUGAGUACGCUGGCAAAAGCAACUACUGCCUGCAGAUCAACCCGGCCUCGGCCAUCAACCCAGACCACCUCUCCUACUUCUGCUUCAUAGGUCGCUUCAUUGCAAUGGCACUUUUCCACGGCAAGUUCAUCGACACAGGCUUCUCUCUGCCUUUCUAUAAACGCAUGCUGAACAAGAAGCUAAUACUCAAAGACCUGGAGUCCAUCGACCCCGAGUUCUACAACUCACUUAUAUGGAUCAGGGACAACAACAUCGAAGAGUGCGGUCUGGAGAUGUACUUCUCAGUGGACAUGGAGAUCUUGGGGAAGAUCACUUCUCAUGACCUCAAACCUGAUGGCGCCAAUGUUCUAGUCACUGAGGAGAACAAGGAGGAGUACAUCAGUCUCAUGGCAGAGUGGAGGUUCUCCCGUGGGGUGGAAGGUCAGACCAAAGCUUUCCUGGACGGCUUCAACGAGGUGGUCCCACUUCAGUGGCUCCAGUACUUUGAUGAAAAGGAGCUCGAGGUCAUGCUGUGCGGCAUGCAGGAGGUAGACCUGCAGGACUGGCAGAGGAACACGGUGUAUCGUCACUAUACAAGAAACAGCAAACAGAUCAUCUGGUUCUGGCAGCUGGUAAAAGAAGUCGACAACGAAGUGCGACUGCGGCUCAUGCAGUUUGUGACUGGAACCUGCAGGCUUCCUCUGGGCGGCUUUGCUGAGCUCAUGGGAAGUAACGGGCCCCAGAAGUUCUGCAUUGAGAAGGUGGGGAAGGACACAUGGCUUCCUCGGAGUCACACGUGUUUUAACCGUCUGGACUUGCCUCCUUACAAGAGCUUCGAACAGCUGAAAGAGAAGCUGCUCUUUGCCAUCGAGGAAACAGAAGGAUUUGGCCAAGAAUAGAGGGAGGAAUCCUCUUGUAUUCCUCUCCCUCCCCCAUCGCUGUUCAUUCAGCCAAGUAAAACAAACUAAAAAAAAAAAAAAAAUUGUUUGCACAAGAUAACCACCAAUGUAUAUAAGCUAUUUUGUCAUUUUAAACCAAAUCUUAAUUUGCAGCAUCAUUUUUGCCGCAAUCCUGUCCCCCAGCCCUUAUAUAUUAUAUGAUACCCCAUCGUGAAAUAUGCAAGCAUUUCAGUGUUUUUGCUCCUCUGUUUAAAAACAGAAAUCAUGAAUAUUUUUUUAAUUUCCUCCCCAUCGCUGACUGGCUUUUUAAAAGAGACUAAAAAGUGUUUUCGAGAGAAUUUUAUAGUUGAAGCGCAAUCUUCUUUUAAAGCUCUAGUUCUAUAGAGCUUCUAAAAGGCAGGAGUAGUAUUGGGGUCUGGUGCCUGAAUUUAGUCCACCCCCCUCCCCCCUUGGACCCCGUAGUAAUUGUUGCAAAUUUUUUUUGCGUGCUUGCAUGGCUGCCUCUGAAGAUGAGAAGACUCCUGUGACCAGCCUCCAUCAGCACACACACACACAAAGACAUUUCAGCAUGGAUGCUCUGUCUCUUUAUGAGCUUUUUUUUUUUUUUUUUUAACCAUCAUUAUCAAAAAGGCAAAGUUUUCAGGACGGACUGAUCUGAAGCAGAUUAAGAAUAACUCUCAUACAGGUUUUUUUUUUUUUCCGUUCAAUGAGAUUCUGGACACCAGCCCAGAGUAAGAAGCAUCAUCAUCGGAUCCUCCAGGUCGGACAAAGUUAGGCAAGAAAGACACUAUCAUGAAGUUGGUGGGGAACUAUAUCGGCAACUAUAUCAAAUGGAGUAUGGGGAACUUUUGGAAAAUCUUCUAAACUGAAGUAAAAGAGUUAAUUGUGUGUGAGUUUGAGGGUGGUGGCGGCACGGCCUGUGGCUCAUAGUUGUGAUGUGACAGUGACACUGGACACGUUCCAGGCCACCGACACUUCAGGCGGCGAGUGAGUUACACACAAGGAUGACAUACUCGGUUUUCAUUUAAAUAUUGUUUGGAGUUGUCACAACAAAAGAAGACAAAAAACAGUGUCUGGCUCCAGCUCAGUGGUUCAUUUGUGCUUGGCUGGUUCUCUUUUCACCUCAUUGAUUUUUUAAACUCGGACUGUAAAGUGUCUUCAGUCAUAUGAAGCCACUGUGAUUUACAGAGCACAAAAAGAUGACAUUUACUUUAACUGCUCAGUUAUAGGUCACCAUAAAAGACAAAGACACAGGUCCAUUCUUCUUGUCAGUACAUUCGUACAUGUACUGAAAGAAGCUGUCCUCUUCUCACUUAUUACCAACCCUUAACUAAUUAAUUUAUUAAUUAAAACUGAAGCCAGCACUGAAUAAAAGAGUCUGUUAGUGUUGCAGAACUGUCCUUAUGAUGGCAGUAAAUGUCUUGCAAAGCUCCAUGUGUAGAUUCAGAGUCAGUGAUCAUCAAGAAGAUGAGCAGCGCUGGAUCAAAAGCAUCAGAUUUGAAAGCAACCAAUACAAACAUUGCUAAUGGCAACGCAAAGUGGCAACUGGCUGAGUAAAAGAAUUGAACCUUCAAACAUUUCUGAUAAGUCCACUAGAAAAAAACCUGUAUCUGCACAAUUUAUUAUUAUUAUUAUUAUUAUUGUUAUAAAAAUAACAAUUGUGUCACUUGCAGUGUGUAUGUGCAGUCAGCACGGUGACAGUUAAUUCAAGCCAUAGUGCUGAGCCCACUCCUCACACAGAUCACAGUUAAAUUUCCAUUCUCAGGUUUUAGUUCUGAGAGGAGAGAGCCUUAGUUUAAUAAAGGCGUGAGUGUGAAUAAAUCAGUAAAGUCGAGGCUGAGCUGCAGAAAACAAAAUUCAUUCACAUACAAAUAAUGAUUCUAAGACUGCACGAGCAACUGAUGUGCCACAGACCAAACAACGUGUGGAAAAAACUCACAGCAGCAAGCCAGAUGAUGCAUCGUUUUUGUUUUUGCACCCCCACUCUCCCCUUGUCCUUUCUUUCCUCAAACGCUUCAGGGGACGCGCCCUUUUGUUUUUCAGAAUGUCACGUCUAACUGCAUUGUUUCUAGAUGACAACUCUGGUGCUUUAUUCUUUCAGUCGGCGCUCUAAACGCAGGACAAAAAGUCUGGCAGUGGCAGGCCGUUCUCCUUAUUUUCUCGAGCAUUGUGUUUUCUUUCUUUCUUCAGACCACUGCAAACGGCAAGCAAGCUGCUUUAGACUUUCUAGGGAGGAGCUUGUGAUUACUCAAGUUAUCAGUCAUGUAUAUAACAUGUAUUCAGCUGUCCCUGUGGAAGAGCUGGAACGAGGGACAAAAGUAUGAAGAAAACCAUUUACUGUAGCAAAAGGAGCCGACUUUUAAGUCCAAACUGCAUAACUUUGUGCUUCCUUUUGAACAGCAACCUGUAAUCAAAGAAAAUCAACUGUGUAUGUGAAUAUUCAUUGUAUAAAGAUAAUGAAAGUAAAUGAAGUACUUAAAUAUUAUAAUUACACAGAGCCGCCGCUCCAUUGAUGGAAAUCUGUGAUGCCUUUUGUUCUUAUCAGAAAUCGAUGCGACGCUUCAGGUUGCCUUCAUCGUAGCAAGUAACACAAUUAAGUAUCACCUGAGAGCUGAUUCAUGAUACUGUGUGUGUGUGUGUCAUUUCAGUAUGUGACGAUGCUGCAGGGAACUUGUUACUGUGCUGACUGCGGUUUAGGCCCCCUGAAACGCAUCCAAACUGUAACAUAUCGCGUGUAGAUACACACUGUAAACACCAACUACACUGUACAGAAUGCCCCUUUACUGGAGACGAUGUGUAUAGAAGAUUCAUUUUUAAUCUGCUUUCACCCAUUUUAAUGAAGAGAGAUGGAUUUAUGAGAUACAAAUAAAUAAGUGAAUAAACCCCC